AUGGAAGGGGUUCAACCCCUGGAUGAGAAUGUAGGAAACACACUACGGUCAAGAUGCCAGAGGAACAAGCUAUUGCUGGUGGCCUUUGUGGCCCAGGGGCUGGGGCUGUUCCUGUGCCUCACCUUCAUCUGCCUGUACCGCCCUGCUCCUCAGGUGCAGUAUCCUUCAUUUCAAAGUAUUAGAAUACAAUUUAAUGGGUGUGAGAAGAAAUUUUUCCGCAUUAUACCAGAAAAGGCUGAGACCAUGAAGGUGGAAAACAGCUCAAUCAUUAUCAACUGUGAUGGGUUUUAUCUCAUCUCCCUGAAGGGCUACUUCUCCCAGGAGGUCAAUGUCAGCCUUUACUUUCGGAAGGGUCACAAUCCAAUCUCCAUCCAGAGCACCAACAAGAAGGUCAACUUCAUCACGGUGGUCUCUUUGGCUUUCAAAGACAAGGUGUACCUGAACCUGAGUGCUCACAAUACCUCCUGCCUCCCAGUGAAUGGUGGGGAAUUGAUUCUCAUCCACCAAAAUCCUGGUGGAUUCUGUGCCCACUGA
Molecule: messenger RNA, 534 nt
Organism: Marmota flaviventris (yellow-bellied marmot)
Lineage: Eukaryota; Metazoa; Chordata; Mammalia; Rodentia; Sciuridae
Source: RefSeq, a predicted model, not a curated record